AUGGGGAGAAUGCUACUUUCUCUGUUAUUUCCUCUCUUAUUUGUAGUGUUAGGAUGUCUGGCUAACGCAACACCAGACCCAACACCAUCAGACUUGAUCACAACAAUUUGUUCACAAACAACUGAUGUUCCUCUGUGUCAUCUGAUAUUAAGUCCAGGUGGUCGUGUUGCCGGUGCAACUCUUAGAGACCUAGCAAAAAUUUCUCUCAAACCAACAUUACUAACUGCUACAGAAACUUUUAAGCUGAUCAUCAUGCUAUUUAAGGUUGAAAGGAAGAAAAAGACCAGACAGCGGUUUCGGUCAUGCUUGAAGGACUAUGUUGAGGCCAUUAGAGGGGUCAGAGAGUGGGAGGCUUUGCUCAACUCUGGCAAUUAUAGCUCCCUGUACUCAAAGGCAGUGGCUAUCGCCAUUCGCCCUCUUCACUGUGAUCAGAAUUUUGCGCAACAACCAAGUGAGCCAGAUCAACUUAGAGGAGCCAACCAGAAGUUUAAAGAUAUUUGCAGCAUCAUAACCGUUAUUUCUGAUCAUUUAAACCAAAACAACUAA
Molecule: messenger RNA, 546 nt
Organism: Sesamum indicum (sesame)
Lineage: Eukaryota; Viridiplantae; Streptophyta; Magnoliopsida; Lamiales; Pedaliaceae
Product: pectinesterase inhibitor-like
Biological process (GO): negative regulation of catalytic activity
Molecular function (GO): pectinesterase inhibitor activity
Source: RefSeq, a predicted model, not a curated record